Molecule: messenger RNA, 1797 nt
Organism: Penicillium oxalicum
Lineage: Eukaryota; Fungi; Ascomycota; Eurotiomycetes; Eurotiales; Aspergillaceae
Product: proline--tRNA ligase
Exons: 6
Coding region: 1-1797 (598 amino acids)
Biological process (GO): prolyl-tRNA aminoacylation
Cellular component (GO): aminoacyl-tRNA synthetase multienzyme complex; cytoplasm
Molecular function (GO): ATP binding; proline-tRNA ligase activity
Source: RefSeq, a predicted model, not a curated record
AUGGCUAGCCAAACUCCCACCGAUAACGUCCCCGCAGGCGACGCUGCUCCCACAAGCCUGCCUGACCGUACCCAGAACCCCGCCGACGGACAGGCGGGCGAAUCCAAGAACGCCGCGAAGAAGGCCGAAAAGGCGGCGAAAAUGGCUGCUGCCAAGGCUGAGAAGGCCGCUAAGCACGCAGCAGGUGUGAAGUCUGAGAAGAAGGAAACCAAGAAAGCGCCUAAGAAGAAGGUUGAUGGUGCUGCGCUUAUCGGCAUUGAUGCGGCGAAGGAGGAGAACUUCCCAGACUGGUACCAGCAGGUCCUGACGAAGGGAGACAUGUUGGACUACUAUGAUGUGUCGGGCUGCUUCAUUCUGAAGCCCGCUUCAUACUUUAUCUGGGAGGAGAUCCAAGACUGGUUCAACAAGAAGAUCAAGAAGAUGGGAGUCAAGAACUGCUCAUUCCCACUGUUCGUGACCGAGGAUGUGUUGCAGCGCGAGAAGGAUCACAUUGAGGGCUUCGCUGCCGAGGUCGCCUGGGUGACUCAUGCUGGUUCGACUCCUUUGGAGAAGAAGAUCGCCAUUCGUCCCACCUCCGAGACUGUCAUGUACCCAUAUUACUCAAAGUGGAUUCGCAGCCAUCGCGAUCUGCCCCUGCGAUUGAACCAAUGGAACUCUGUUGUUCGAUGGGAGUUCAAGAAUCCCCAGCCUUUCCUCCGCACGCGUGAGUUCCUUUGGCAAGAGGGCCACACAGCGCACUUGACCGAGGAAGCCGCCCGAAAGGAAGUCUUGCAGAUUCUUGACUGGUAUGCCGACAUCUAUUCCGAGCUUUUGGCCGUCCCUGUGGUCAAGGGUCAGAAGACAGAGAAGGAGAAGUUUGCUGGAGGUCUCUACACCACUACUGUUGAGGGAUACAUUCCUGCUACCGGACGUGGCAUCCAGGGUGGUACUUCUCACGGUCUUGGUCAGAACUUCAGUAAGAUGUUCAACAUCACCGUUGAGGACCCCUCUGCCAAGUCUGGUGAGCAGAAGGAUCCUCUGCAUGUCUGGCAGAAUUCGUGGGGUCUGUCGACCCGUACCCUCGGUGUCAUGGUCAUGAUCCACAGUGACAACAAGGGUCUGAUUCUGCCUCCCCGAGUUGCUGAGACUCAGGUUGUCAUUGUUCCUGUCGGCAUCACUGCGAAGAGCACUGAGGAGGACCGGGAGAAGCUCAAUGCCGAGAUUGAUGGCUUAGUUGCGGUCCUUGAAGCUGCUGGUGUGCGUGUUCAGAGCGAUAAGCGUGAAGGCUACUCUCCCGGCUGGAAGUUCAACCAGUGGGAGCUUCGCGGAGUGCCCCUUCGCCUUGAGUUUGGUCCAGGCGAGUCCGCUGGCCACUUCGUCACUACUGCUCGUCGUGACAUCCCUGGCAAGGAUGGAAAGUCAACCCUUCCUGUGGCUGACUUGGUCAGCGGCGUCACUGCGCUCUUGGAGACUAUCCACACCGAUAUGUACAACCGAGCCGAUGCCGAGUUCAAGGCCCACCGCCCUCAGAUUACGAACUGGGAUGAGUUCACUCCUGCGUUGAAUGCCAAGAAUCUUUGUCUUGUUCCUUUCUGUCUUCAAAUGGACUGCGAAGACUCGAUCAAAAACCAGAGUGCCCGUAAGGCCGAGGAAGAGUCUGGCGAAGUCACUGAUGCCAAGGCUCCUUCCAUGGGUGCCAAGAGUCUCUGCAUUCCCUUCGAACAGCCUGAAGGCAUUGAGCCUGGCGUCACCAAGUGCAUCAACCCCAGCUGCUCGAACUUCGCCGAGAAGUGGUGCUUGUUCGGUCGCUCUUACUAA